ACAAGGUUGCCACGCAGUACAAUGCCAGCUGAGUUUUAGUUUUCAUUAUUAAUCGCAUAAUAGAGAAUGUCUAAAUUUCUGUCUCAAUUAGCUGCUAAAACCCUUCGCAAUACUCGCCUUGGCUCGCGGCAUCUGAUGCGACAUUUUGCGAGUGUUGCGUCCAUGCGUAACAAUCUGGAACCAGCGCAACUGAGUCCGGGAUAUGGGCAUAGUCAAGGACGUGGACUUUUGCAGAUGCAACUGGCGACGGCUGAUAAAAGGUUCAUGUUCAUCCAGACCCAGGACACUCCAAAUCCUGACAGCCUAAAGUUUUUGCCCGGCGUUGAAGUCCUUGGAAAGGGAAACACCUACGACUUUCCAAACGGAACCACAGCCCACAACAGUCCUUUGGCAAAACUUUUGUUUCGUGUGGAAGGCGUGCGAGGCGUGUUUUUUGGCGCCGACUUCGUCACUAUCUCAAAGCAGGACGGCGCUCAGUGGAGCCUGAUUAAGCCUGAGGUGUUUGCCAUCAUAAUGGACUUUUUUGCCAGUGGCUUGCCCGUUCUUCUCGACGACAAACCUAAUGUGAACAACGAGAUCCUCGAGGACGACGACGAAACGGUAUUGAUGAUCAAAGAGCUUUUAGACACACGUAUUCGACCCACCGUACAGGAGGAUGGAGGCGACAUCGUUUUUAUGGGCUACGAGGCCGGCGUCGUCAAACUUAAAAUGCAGGGUUCCUGCUCGUCUUGCCCCAGCUCCAUCGUGACCCUAAAAAAUGGAGUUCAGAAUAUGCUGCAGUUUUACAUACCGGAAGUGGAAUCCGUGGAGCAGGUCUUUGAUGAUAUGGAUAGAAUGGCUGAUAGCGAGUUCGAGCGCUUUGAGAAGAACCUCAAGACGCUCAAGCAACAGGAGCCGACUGGAGGCGGUUCUAAUUAGGGGAACACAUAAUGCUGUAUGUCAGCGUUGCUAAUUUUUUAGUGAAACCAAUAAUUGUAUACAUAAUGUGCAUGUAGUUGUUUCAUUUAAUAAAUCUAUGGUUUUGAGCUUUA
Drosophila eugracilis is the source of this 1031-nucleotide messenger RNA. RefSeq names its product NFU1 iron-sulfur cluster scaffold homolog, mitochondrial-like. NCBI's taxonomy places the organism in Eukaryota, Metazoa, Arthropoda, Insecta, Diptera, Drosophilidae. Gene Ontology annotation, molecular function: iron-sulfur cluster binding; iron ion binding. The transcript has 3 exons. Gene Ontology annotation, biological process: iron-sulfur cluster assembly. Gene Ontology annotation, cellular component: mitochondrion. The coding region runs from base 67 to 918 and encodes 283 amino acids. The record is from RefSeq and is a predicted model, not a curated record.